Messenger RNA from Helicoverpa zea (corn earworm), 962 nucleotides. RefSeq lists its product as uncharacterized. The transcript is spliced from 2 exons. NCBI's taxonomy places the organism in Eukaryota, Metazoa, Arthropoda, Insecta, Lepidoptera, Noctuidae. The record is from RefSeq and is a predicted model, not a curated record. The coding region runs from base 300 to 875 and encodes 191 amino acids.
GAUUGAGAUCGAGAUGAUUAAAUGCAUUACAGAAAUAGUUUAUGUACUUUAUUUAUAUUUUGUAAUGAUAUAAUAAUAUUUUUGUAGUGAGUCCGUAAUUCAUCAACUUUAGUUAAUAGUUAUAAUUGUUUACUUUAUCAGUGUGCAGCAAUGGCAAUCUUAUUUUCUUUUAGUCUUCUUAUGGCAAUGCAUAUUGGAAAUGUCAAACAAACAAGAAAAACGUCGUCGCGUUCUUUUGAAUUUCAGGUAAACAAAUACAAUUAUUUGUGUUGUACAUCAAAACAAAUUGUAAUUUAGCCAUGAACAAAGCCGCUUCCGAAAGUAAAAUUAAGAAGACGCUGAUCAGAAACUAUGAGGUAAAAGUAAAACCGUCGCCGUCGACGCGAAAACAAGUUGUUCACGAUGUCGGUUCCUCUUCAAACACGACUUCGCAAAAAUCUUCAAGUUCCUCGCAAAAAGAGAACGAAUUGAGCCAGCCAACAUUAUGUACCAGCGGAGCGAUAGCUACUUAUUUAUCAGAUAUGAAGAAAUUAAGCGCUCCUCCACUUUCGUCGGAAGAUUUGAAUGUUGAUAAAGGACAGCUGUGUGUUAAAAUGACAAAAAAAUUAAACUUUCAAUUCAAUGACAAAAUCUACAAAAAUCUCAUUGAGUUAAACACCAAAGUGGACAAUGUAAAAAGUAAAAAGGAACGUAAACCAUUUACUAAUGCCUCUGUGAAAAAAGAUUUGGAACCGAACAUAGAAGAUUUUUAUGAAGAUGAGAAAGAAAUAGAUACUCCGCCCAGUAUUCCAGUUUCUAAACCAAAGUUUAAGGCAGUAAAAAAAGUAGAUGAUGGCCGGUUACACAGAUUAGUAGCAGAGUUCGAGGAUUUAUGACAUUUUGUGUUUAUUAUAUAAUUAUUUUCAAUUUGUUAUUUAGUUUUUGUUUUAAAAAUAAAAUUGUUGUAAAUUUUUUGACUAUAA